AUGUCAGGAGACACCAGCACCCUGUCCUGGAGGAGCAUGUCUCCCACCAGCCAGUCAGAUUCCUCAGAUGUGUCUCCCACGGCAACUGUUGCCAGGGACAGCGUCUUUCCUGUGAAGAUCAUCAUUUGUUUCCUUAGUAAUAGCUCCAACCUGGGCAAGAACUUCAAACUGGUCCGCUGUGAGAAGGAUGGACUGUUUAAGGCUGUCAUCAAUGUAGUGCUUUCCAGUGGCUGCGUGGGUCCAGACAUUACGCACAGCCUCUGCUUUGGCCUUCUCCUCAAACACCUUAAGUCAUCCCAGGUUCACUGGCUGCAUCCUAACCUCACUAUAUCUGAACUAACACAGCGCUACGAACAACAGCACCUCGAGGCUGAAUGGAGAUACGACCUGAGGAUCAGAUACAUCCCUUUAGACUUCAUGGAGGAAUUCAGAGAAGACAGAACCACCAUGCUCUACUUUUACCAGCAGGUACGGAGUGACUAUAUGCAACAAUACGCCUCAAAAGUCAGUGAUGGGAUGGCGUUACAGCUUGGCUGCCUUGAAAUCAGGAGAUUCUACAAAGACAUGAAUCCAAACGGGCUGGAGAAAAAGUCAAACUUUGAGCUGUUAGAGAGGGAUGUGGGGCUGGACCUGUUCUUCCCCAGAGAGCUUAUCAACAGUAUGAAGCCCAAGCAGCUGCGUCGAAUGAUCCAGCAGACAUUUCAGGGUUACUCCACUCUGAAUCAGGACCAGUGCAUGGAUAGGUUCUUCACCACUCUGGCUCAGUGCUACAGCUACACACAGGAGAGCUUCGCCUGUCAGCUGGUGCAUGGCUGGAGUUUGACAAUCGACUUGGUCAUCGGCCCUGAAGGCAUCAGCCAACAAACUGAAAACUCCACACCCAUGUGUCUGGCUGCGUUUGCUCAGGUGCGCAGUAUCUCCUGUUCUGCAGAAAAAGACGGUCGGGCUCUACUCACCGUCCACAUCGAGGGAGCCCAACAACCGCUGUCAGUGAGCACCUCCUCCCUGGCUGUAGCAGAGAACAUGGCCGACCUGAUUGAUGGCUACUGUCGACUGGAAGGGGCUGAAAAAUCUCACAUUAGCAGGUUUGGUAAAGGAAGAGACGCAAGGCCAAAACUGCCUGACAUUCCAAAACCUAGUGCUCUCAGAGGUCCUGAAAGAGGUUUGAAUUCAGACAUUUAUGUGGAGAUUCCAGAGGGUUCAGGAGCUGCAAAGAAAUGCAGGAUCUCCAGAGAUGACGUUUUCUUAGGUCGCAUUCUGGGUGAAGGAUUCUUUGGAGAGGUUCAUGAUGGAGUUUACAAAAGCCCAACAGGAGAGAGGAUCCGCGUGGCAGUCAAAACAUGUAAAGACUGUUCUGCUGAUGUCAAAGACAAGUUCCUCAGUGAAGCUGACUUGAUGAAAAACCUGAACCAUCCCCACAUUGUGCAUCUAAUUGGUGUCAUUGAGACUGAUCCAGUCUGGAUUGUCAUGGAGCUGUAUGAACAUGGAGAGUUGGGGAACUAUCUGGUGGAGCAGCAGUACAACCUGAGUACUGCCAUGUUAACCCUGUACUGUCUGCAAAUCUGCAAAGCCCUGGCCUACCUGGAGGGCCUCAAUAUGGUGCACAGAGACAUAGCAGUGCGAAAUGUCUUAGUGGCAUCUCCUGAAUGUGUCAAACUGGGCGACUUUGGUUUGUCACGUUACAUCGACGAACAAGAGUAUUACAAAGCCUCACUCAGUCGGUUACCGAUCAAAUGGAUGGCGCCAGAGUCAAUCAACUUUAGACGCUUCACCACAGCCAGUGACGUCUGGAUGUUUGGCGUCUGUGUGUGGGAGGUUUUCUCCACGGCCCAGCAGCCCUUCUUCUGGCUGGAGAAUGGUCAGGUGAUCAACCAGCUGGAAUCUGGAGUUCGACUCCCCAAACCACAAAGCUGCCCCCCCAUCCUCUACUCCCUGCUUACCCGCUGCUGGGCCUAUGAGCCGCACGGCCGGCCGAAUUUUAGCCAGCUGGUGUGCUCCCUGAGUGAGAUCCACAAGAUGGAGGUGGAGCAGGAGGCCAGACCACAUCGAUGUAUAUCACGGUCCAUCUCAAUCGAUUUUGACUCCAAACGCAUAGAGCCGCCUCCAAAGCCCUCCAGAAUACAAGGCGGCACCCUCCCUCGAGGCUCAAGCUUACAGGACAUUGACAACAGACCAGUAUGGGAGAAAGAAAGAGAACGAGUGGAGGACACUUUACAGAGACAAAAAAUGGAGAUGGAGAUGGAUAAGCAGUGGCUGCAGCAGGAGGAGAGGCAACUGGAUCCUGUUGUACGACAAGGUUCACUCACCAAGCCUGGAAAACAAACAGAAAAUGGUCCUCCAGAGAAGCCCCCAAUGCCUCCUCCUAUUGCACAGCCUCGGCCCACAGCUGAGCUGGAUCGAUCAGGCGAUGAGGUUUACACCGGUGUCAUGGCGAUGGUCAAACAAGUGGUCCAGUUGAAGAAUGAAGUCAACACUCUGCCUCCGUCUGAGUAUCCCAAUGCUGUCAAAGUGGUGGGCGUCACUCUCCGCAGCCUGAUUCAAAGUGUGGACCAGAUCCUGCCGUCCCUGCACAGCUCUGUCACCACAGAGAUCGAGGGCACAAAGAAGCUGCUGAAUAAAGACUUAGGAGAGCUGAUCAACAAGAUGCGCCUGGCCCAGCAGAACUCCGUCACGUCUCUGAAGGAGGAGUGUCAGCGGCAGAUGUUGGCAGCUGCUCACACUUUGGCGCUGGACUCCAAAAACCUCCUGGAUGCAGUUGAUCAGGCUCGAGUCAGGGCCAACUUGGCCAAGCCCAGACCUGACAGUCCAGGUCCUGAAGAUCCAGGGGAAUGAAAGGUACAGACACUUUACAUGAAAGGACUGACACAGACGACCUGGACUUUACAGUCGCCUGGAGGCCGGAGGACUUCAGAUCCAUUCAAAGAUAUGAUCAUAUAUUGGAAAUCUGUCCCAAAAUAUGAAUUAUAUUGUGAAUUAAAUUAAGAUGAACAAAUUCAACUAGUACAACAUAGAGGCAAAUGAUGUUUUGACUCUUUAAAGUUCUUUAUUCUUUAUUUUUACUAUUAAAAAAUGAAAUCCUAUGUCUAG
Molecule: messenger RNA, 3087 nt
Organism: Sphaeramia orbicularis (orbiculate cardinalfish)
Lineage: Eukaryota; Metazoa; Chordata; Actinopteri; Kurtiformes; Apogonidae
Product: protein-tyrosine kinase 2-beta-like
Biological process (GO): signal complex assembly; protein phosphorylation
Cellular component (GO): cytoskeleton; focal adhesion
Molecular function (GO): ATP binding; protein tyrosine kinase activity
Source: RefSeq, a predicted model, not a curated record